This is a messenger RNA of Lottia gigantea (owl limpet), 375 nucleotides long. RefSeq lists its product as hypothetical. NCBI's taxonomy places the organism in Eukaryota, Metazoa, Mollusca, Gastropoda, Lottiidae. The record is from RefSeq and is a predicted model, not a curated record. The transcript has 3 exons. Bases 1 to 375 code for a protein of 124 amino acids.
AUGAUUGUCGUUCACGCUCCAAAAGCUUAUUUCGGUUCAGAUAUACAAAAAUCAUUGGGUUCUCUUCCUGGAUUUCCAUUGGCGAAAUAUCCCGGAGAAAAACAUCUUCCCGGUCAUAAUUACACCGGUCCAGAUUUACCUGUUUUCAAAAGGCAACAACCGUCUCCUAAAAUAAGAUUGCGCGAAAAGCAGAUAAGACUCGAAACAGAGAAAAUGAAGUUUCCUAAAGAGAAACAAGCAGCCAUAUCAAUUAAAUUGUUAGAAUUGGAAAAGAAAAAUAUUAUUGAAAGAACUUAUCAUGAAGAGGGAGAAUUUAUCUCCAACAUUUUUACUAGAGAAAAGAAGGAUGGGGGGCUAAGAUUAAUCCUCGAUUAA